Molecule: messenger RNA, 936 nt
Organism: Musa acuminata subsp. malaccensis (wild Malaysian banana)
Lineage: Eukaryota; Viridiplantae; Streptophyta; Magnoliopsida; Zingiberales; Musaceae
Biological process (GO): ubiquitin-dependent protein catabolic process via the multivesicular body sorting pathway
Cellular component (GO): ESCRT I complex
Molecular function (GO): ubiquitin binding
Source: RefSeq, a predicted model, not a curated record
CGACGCUUCUUGGAAAUGUACUAUAAUGGUCGGGUUGGUUGGUUGGAGAAGGGUUUGAGUUCGCAGUCCUACCCCUUCUCGAUUUCGUUCUCCGAGUUCUUCGUGGUCGUCGCUUCCCUCCUCGUCAUGGAUCAAGACUUCCGCGCGCGGCAGGCCGCCAUGUACCGCGCCGGCACCGGCGCCGCCCCCGCCCCCUCCUUCUACCCCAGGGUCAAUUCCGCCGCGGCUGCUCCGCCCGAUCGCGGAGCUUCUUUUCAUCACCCUGCUUCCUCUGCUCCUCCUCCCUCUUCGUCUGCUGCAGGACUUGGUAUCAAAGUCAUGAUAAAGCCAGAAUAUCAGAUAACACCUCCUCAGUUGGCUCCACAAAUGCCUGAGGUUCCUCGUAGCAAGUUCCAAUUUGAUUUUGAGUUUGAGAAACAAAUACUAGCUGAGGCCGAGAAAGAGAGUCAGAAUUGGAGCAGAAUUACGGCUGAAAACCAGCAAUCAAAGAUGUCGUCUGCAUCAUCAUCUUCAUCUCCUUCGAUGGCAUCAACAGGGGAUCCAAUUGUGGAUAAGUAUGUUGCCUCUGGGCUUCGACGUGAAGCAGUGUCACUUGCUGUUCUGAAUUAUGGAGACAAUCCAGUGAAGGUGAGAGAAUUUGUAAAAGGGUACAACAUUCUCCGUGAGAUGGGAUUCUCCUCAAAAAAUGUGGCAGAAGCGCUGGCUAUUUAUGAUAAUGACACUGACAAGGCUGUUGCCCACUUCCUCAACACUUCACAGUGAUGCUACGUUAGAUGUUUGGGGUCAUAUUAUGUGGAGCCCAGUAGGUUGGUUUCCGGGUGUUCACGGUAUGUAUCUUGAGGUUCCCGUCUUGUGUUGGGUUUGAGAUGCGCAGAAGCUUUCUCUAAACAAGCUUGAACAUCAGAUUGUGAAAUCAAUAAUUUGUUUUAUGGAUUA